GGUUACGUCUCCUGCGUCGACUGCGUGCCCGUACUCGUGGCAUCGUUAAUAUUUACUGACAGCCAAGGGGCAUAGGCAUCGAACUAGUAGAGAGUUCCUAUUUGCAGACAUGGCUGAAGGUGAGGAAGACCCUGCAGGUGAAGCUGCAGAGGAAGAGGUGCCGAAGGAAACGGUGCCAGAAGUGUUGAAUCUUCCUCUUUUCUGGCAAAAUGAUCGUCUAUCGGACUGCCUAAUCAAGCUUCCACCAGAGGAAAAAGACGCCGAAGGCGGCAGCGACGAGAAAAAUGCGGAUGCAGCGCCCGCUGAUCCACCUGCAGAAGUAAUCUUUUUCUUCUUCAUCUGCAGCAGGUGGAUGAUCUUCAUAACAGAUUUACUUAAUUACUUUUAACACUUUUGUUACGAGAUCGAAAUGUAAAUGAUCGCAGUUUCUCUCCUGCUGGUCUCUGUCAUCGUUCGUUAAAUGAUUCCGCUUCAUUCGCUUUCCCUCGUCUUCAGGGAGGUGAAGAAGGCGGAGAUGGCGAAACAGCGGACGAUGGAAAGACGAAGCGGGCCUGGCGAUGUCACAAAGUGAUUCUGUGCGCUGCUUCUGAUUUCUUCUACGAGAAGUUUAUUAUUGGCGGUGGAGCUGGUGGGGGAGCUGCGGCUGGCGGUGAAGAGGGCGCUGCAGAGUUACGGCAUAGCACAUAGUACCGAUGAAGGAAAUGAAAUUGAAGGAAUAUAUCAAUGUUCUUUUUGAGUUGAAGAUCCCCUAGCACAUACAACUAGAAAAACAUACUCAUACAGUGCGUUUUCUAACAUAUGGUGAAGCCCAAGACGGGGGAGCGCCCGCGGGAGACGAAUUGGAAACACCAAGCCUUCCCAACGAUCCCAUAGCUAUGUUGUAAAAUGAGCUAAGCUAAGUACUAGACUACUAUUUUGUUCUUCACCACCUCCACCAGAAAUAAGCUAAGUACCAUUUUGUUCUCCACCACCAGAACUCCUGCUUAAUGUGCUGCUGCUGCAGGGCUAACCAGUAGGAUGCAGCUACUGGUGCACAAGUUCAAGAGAUGCAGAGCGUUGUUUCCAGGAUUUCUACAUUUUCCUUCCACUUGUUCAGCUAGUUGUACAAGUACUCCUCGCGUCUCUACUUCAACCUCGUCAUCUCUGUUCCCCUCAACUCGAACUGCUUAGGUGGCUUCUUGGCUUUGUUCCUCUAUGAUGUCUAAUCCGUUUCGAAAAGAACUCGACCUUACUGAAGCUGUACCCUUAGCGCUGAGGUAUUGUUACUGCAACCAGCAAUGGGAGGACAUUGAGCCGGACAUCGUGGAUCCCGUUGCCUUGUUUGCGGCAGCAACACUACUGAAGAUCAAUACGCUGAAGGCGAGAUGUCUAGAGCACCUCGAGAAGAACGUUCUCUCCCGGCGAACAUGCACUACGCUUUUGUACCACACUAUCUCUACCUUACAACUUUUGUUCUAUACUAUACUUUUUUUCGAGUCCACUUGAUACAUGAUUCUCUUAGUACAACUACACGACUUUCAUCGUGAUUUUGUGGCAGUCUUAUUGUCACUUGCGCACCAUUUAUGUUUGGAUCCGUCUUGGCACUAAAAGUUGCUCGCAUGAUCGAUUGCACAACUCGUGCACCGUGUUGCUGGACUUCAGUUUCAACCCUGCUGGUGUUGUAUGUCCUGGAUGUUCACUGAUGAUGCUGCUGUUGGCAUCAACAUCUUUCUGACCUCUCACCUUUAGUUACCACGCAACGCUUUUGGGUUCGGCCGCGUCGGAGCUGUGCGAAAUGGCGCGACAGUUUCUGUUGGGUGAGUUCUGCUAUUUGACAGCAGAGGAUCAUGCCAAGUUGAUGCGAUUGCCCAUGAGCAGUCUCCUUCCACUGUUAGAAGACGAUGACUUGCUCGUGCAAGACGAGGGCGAAGUGUAUUCCCUGGUAAACAAAGUGCUCCGGACGAGGCUUCCCAGACAAGAGCAGAUCCUUGCCUUAGGUGGCAUAAAAUUGUCCGAGGCACAGUACUUCGUGAACCAGCCAGCGCUCUUCGAACUCGUUGUGGUGGAAUCAGGUACUUACCAUUAUCGCGAAGCAAUAUUGGCACAAUUUUUUCUCGUCGAACAAGCACCAGCAGCACUGCGCUGUGAGUGAUUCCACGACGCUGCUCCCAAACUGCAUCACGAACAACUACACAGCAUGUUAACACUUGUUCAAAUGUGUUCAGGCACCGCUAUGUGCGAUGGCGUAUUCUACCCUCCGGAGACGGAGCGCUACAGUGCUAGAACAACCGCAAGGUUGACCAUCGAGCCAGGAACCAAAGGCGAGUUCAGUUUUCCAGAAGAAGAAGGGUACGCAAUCACAACUAUGUGUUAUUCGAAGUAGUUAAACUAAACAUACUGCAUCAAGUUGUUCAAGAUAAUGUUGGUGUUGCAGUAAUCAUGAUCAUCAUCGAUCACUUGUUGUAGCCACUUCAUCUAGCCCUAGGAGGCAUCGCAAUUUGACAUAACAAGAACAGGUACGCGCUCUCGUUGACGAUGCCAUCUUUGUACAACACCAACGUGUCGGCAUUGCAGCCACCAGACAUUGUUAUUAGAGCCCUGAAGGAGAUUCUUCCCGCCGACGCGGAUGCGAGCGAUGAGGUCGCACAGGAUCCCAAGUUGCGGUAUGAGGUGCUGGCAGAAGGGAUCCUACCAAGGGACGCGUACGUAAAGCAGCCAGCAUCCCCGAGCAUGCGACGGAAGCUUGGACUGCCAGCCAUGGAUGCAACCACGAAAUCAGCGAAAGCAGGAGAGGAAACUACGACUAUGAAAGGGGACCCCAAGAAUCUCCCUGUAAGUCUGAGAAGUUCAGUCGAGGAUAAGGUUAAACGCUUAAAUAGUAGACGUUGGCGUCGUUGGUGCUGGUGCAAGGAAGCUGGAGUUGCAGAUGUUCUUAAUAUCCAAUUCAAGUAGAGGUGCGUGCCCUUGACCUUGUUGUAUAUGAAUCUUCAAGUACGACCCCUCCCGUUCCCGAACCCGAGUAAAUCUACUAAUGAAAUUGAAAUACUAAAGUUCAUCUUCAACAGUACGCCAAUUAGAGAGUCGAGGUAGUUCAAGAAUACGAAUCACAAUACCACGUGAUUAUACGAUCUCUUUCUGGACCAUGUUUUUGUUCAUGCUGGAUCCUGCUGACGAAGGCGGAGAGGGAGGAGCCGGUGAGGGCGGCGAGGAGGCAGAGGAGUCAGUAGUUUACUCGGUCCCGUUGAAGUUCAAGGACGAUGCGAGGGGCGAGAUGCUGUUUACCGUGACCGUUUCGUCACCGGAAAAGGACGGGGAGAAAGAUUAAGGCUUCAUGAACUGCAAAAGAAAAGGUAAAAGAUGCUGAGAUGGAUUCAUUGACAAGGAGAGACGGAGAGCGUUGUCCGGCUAGAGUUGCCAUACGAAUGUCCGGGUGAAGAACCAAGCUCUGGGUUUAGCGCACUGAUCUCGUAUCUUAGAUCACUUUGCACUCUCUGCAACCGUCUGCUCUUUACCAGGAGGAGCGCUCUAAGACGUAGGCGGUGAGGGAGAGGGGGAAGAGGGAGCUGCACCUGCAGAGGCAGAAAAGGAAAAUGCCGGAGGCGAGGAGAAUGCGGAGGGAGGCGAAGCGGAAGCGACAGGAGAGCCAGAGGUGAAGGCCGGACUUCCCUUAGACGACGUGGACGUGGACGCUUUGCUAGACGCCGUCCGAUUUCCCUAUCUGCAACAUCAGACGCUCGUGGACGCAUCGCGAGAGCCUGUCUUGCAUGAGGCAACCGCUCAACACUUAGUGGUCGAAGCAUUAUCUGCCAGGCUUUCCGCCUACGAGCCAGGUGGUGUCAUCGGAGACAAGAAACCACGAAAUUCGCUGGUAGUACAGUCGGUCGUGAAGAGCCAGCAUACUCUUAGUCUGACGUAGGUGGUUACUGAUGCUGUUGAGGCUCUCCGUUGCAAAGCAAUGUCAUACUGAUAGCUUCAACUUGCUAGUAGGGAGAAGUGGCCAAGAACAAGUACUACUAGAAGUUGUUACAACAUAAUCAACGAGAGGGAGAACGGUUUUUCAUUUUUUAGUUGCAGUUAGAAUUAGUUCUGCUCCUUCUGUCUUACAUACUAUCCCAAAGAAGAAGAACACGCCUACAAAUACAACUAGAUGCGUGCGCUUGUUCCGGUGUCAAGGCGAAAAGGCUCUGCUGGAUCGAUGCAGGCUUUACAGGAUCCACGUUCUCCGCUGAAGACUAUGAAAAUCGAACAGAAGCUCGCAGCACCAAGUACAGGGAUUGCAUCACUGGAAACUCCCUUCCAUUUUGGCUAUGAGCGCGACUUCGAUGACAAUGGGCUUCUGCAUUUCUUGGCGACCAACGGAAAACGUUCGGCAUGGAAGAACCCACAAGGGCUAGGCCAAGUGCAGGUUCUGAAGAUACGAAACGGAGGGUAGCUGUUCUAGUGUGCUUUUUUAUCAUGAAACUGUAGAGGAUGAGAAUGAGAAAUCUUCAAAAACAUCACAGGGUUUGCCUCUUUGUAUCAUCUAGGGCUGCACAUAGUGCUGGUUCUCAUCAUAAUCCUCCCCCUCCUCCUCCUCCCUGUCUAAUUACCUCUGGCGUUGGUUUCGGAAAGAGUGAGGACUUGGUUGGACGAGAGGCGCUCAAUCUUAGGACAGCGAAUACGGAAAAUAGCUUCUUCGGCGUGGAUUUGCAAGGCGAUCGACUCUUCGUUUGCACGGGCUACUGCUUUUAUGCUCCAAAUUUCAACAAAAACAAGCAAGACACAUAAGUUUAGGUACAACUACUUUUGGUACCCGUGGUGCUGGUAGCAUCAAUGCAUUGGCAGCUGUUUGAGUCAUAUUUAGCUAAGGCGAAUGAAGAAACAACAACUCUUGACCCUUCGCCACGUCAAUCUAUGCACAACAGGCUACAUCAAAAACUACCACUAGGACCCUACCUUCUCUAAUGCAAGCGUGGUAGGAAUACAACAUCACACGCAUUGAUGUCGUGGCAACUACAAGGGUCACGCGAUCCGAGCGAUCCAAACAAGUGGCAGGUUAUCGACGACCGCUACAAGUCUCCGGCAAUGCUCGGCAAGCCUGGGAUAACAGCGUACAUCAUCUAUUCUUUAGCAUGAUGAAGAUGAUUUUCAAUCUCAAAUAGAGUUAGGCUUAGAGGAACGUUUUUUCCUAAAAUCGGGCAUUGGUCGGCGUGCUCGAUGAGCCAUCAUUUCUAAAAGUCUUGAUGAAAAUCACGACCAGAGUUACAAGUUAAUGAGAGCGAGGGAUACAACAAGGACCAGUCUCUUUUCAACGAGAAGAACAUUCUUACAGAUUCUUCGAAUGCACGGCCGCAGUCAUAGGAUCCGAUGCUGAGGGCAUGCCUAACGCCGCCUGUAGGGCAUUUCGAGUAGUACAACUAGGCAAAAAUAGUUCGGGAAGUUACAACCUUGGCCUCAGCGGGAUCGAACUUUACGGCAAGGGUCUGCGCGGAAGCUACCCGUGAAGGCGUUGGACAUAGUGACCUGUGGAACUUUUUUUUCAUUCGUGACUGAUUUUGACAAUGAUUUCUGUAAAAAUUCAGUUUUUCGACUGGAAUAGCAUUCGUUGUAGUUUUUUUUUGCUAGAAGUUCUAGUGGUUUUUUUUAGGGGAAACUGAAUUUGACUGAUUUCGUUUGUUGUGAUGCUUCCAAUUUUCAUCAUACUGCUUAAUACCGUCGUGAUUGUUUUCUGAGUUCUUAGAUUCUCUAUGUAUUGGUUUUUUUUUGAAAUUGAGUGUCUCUUGCAUCUCAAUCUCGUAUGUACACGUGAAUGUUGUGAAUUUGGUGAAACUACACGACCGACGACAAUGAUUCGGAAACUGUUUUCUUCCGUGAUGAAUUGAAAAACACUUGUAUGGUUCCUUCGUGACUACAAAACUCGGACUUCAGCGCAAAUGGAAAAGGCAAGCCAGCCCUUAUUCCAUUGUGGUUGUACCUCUUAACAAACAUCCGCAAUCGAGAACAAGUGGGAAGCAAAAGUGCAAGUCAAGAU
Molecule: messenger RNA, 5989 nt
Organism: Amoebophrya sp. A25
Lineage: Eukaryota; Dinophyceae; Syndiniales; Amoebophryaceae
Source: the annotation of a GenBank genome assembly